Molecule: messenger RNA, 2675 nt
Organism: Myripristis murdjan (pinecone soldierfish)
Lineage: Eukaryota; Metazoa; Chordata; Actinopteri; Holocentriformes; Holocentridae
Gene: ndfip1
Product: Nedd4 family interacting protein 1
Exons: 8
Coding region: 148-804 (218 amino acids)
Biological process (GO): metal ion transport; vacuolar transport; positive regulation of protein ubiquitination
Cellular component (GO): Golgi apparatus; perinuclear region of cytoplasm; endoplasmic reticulum
Molecular function (GO): WW domain binding
Source: RefSeq, a predicted model, not a curated record
GUCGGGAGGGGAGAGAGAGAAGGAGAUGGCCGCCGACUAGCACCAGGCAGCUUAAUCUUUGCUACUUCGUCAGCGAGAUUCCUGCGCUUUAACGCAUCUCUCACCCUUUUCCGUGGACGUUUUCAACAUUAUACGUCUCUUUCCAGCAUGGCAGAACAAAACAGCAACGUGAGGUAUCAAGAGCUGGUGAACGAGGAGGAGCCUGCCCAGCCGUCCCAGGAGGCUCCUGCCCAGGACGCACCCCCACCCUACAGCAGCAUCGCUGCAGCAAAUGCAGCUUUCUUUGACUAUAAGGAAGAUGGAGGGAGAUUUCCCAACCCGCCAUCCUACAACGUUGCCACCACACUUCCCUCCUACGAUGAAGCUGAGAGAACCAAAGCAGAGGCCGCGAUCCCGCUGGUCACCGGAAGAGUCACGGAGGACGACUUUGUGGCCCGGGAUGACUUUGAAGAUGCCGACCAGCUGCGAAUAGGGAACGAUGGCAUCUUCAUGCUCACUUUCUUCAUGGCAUUCCUCUUCAACUGGAUCGGCUUCUUCCUAUCAUUCUGUCUGACCACAUCAGCUGCCGGCCGAUACGGGGCCAUCUCCGGAUUUGGCCUGUCCCUCAUCAAAUGGGUUCUCAUUGUCAGGUUUUCUACCUACUUCCCUGGCUACUUUGAUGGACAGUACUGGUUGUGGUGGGUGUUCCUGGCCCUGGGCUUCAUGCUGUUCAUCAGAGGGUUUGUUAACUACUCCAGAGUGCGUAAACUGGUUGAUCCCUCCUACGCCACCCUUCCCAGAACAAGGGUACUCUUCAUCUAUUAGAGAUCUGUCCAUCGGAUUUAGGAGAUUGGAUAUAGAAGAACUGAACAUAGCAAAACAGGCAUCAACUCAGCGAGGAGUUUCAAACUAAAAUGAAGACACUUAUCAACAAUCAGCCAGAUGAGGAUGAAGACAGCUCACUAAAAUAUUCAGGAAUUAUAUCACUUGUUUUUAUUUUGAAAAUUUAUUAAUGGAAAACGGUAACAGUAAUAGUCCUUCAAUGUACUCAUUAGUGGCGAAUGUAAAGUGCUAUUCACAUUUACAUCUGUAAUGUAUAAGUAAUGCCUUAUAUCAUUUGAUGGUAGCGUACUAGCAUGCAUCUGCCCUUUGAAGUCAAUAAAUAGGGAAGAGUCUCAUGUUGGUGACAUUUUGCUGAAAGCCAACAGGUAUUAUUAUAAAGCGACAACACUUUGUAGACUGUCCAUAAGCAUGCAAUGCACUUUGUAAUCUACAGUAAUAUCACUUCAUGAUUUAUUGUGACUAUUAUAGGGUGUUUACAGAUUACCACACACACACACACACAUACACACACCUCAAAAAGCUAGGUAUCACUAGGCAGUAAAUGUUAAUGUUGAUAUUAUGUGCAUUACCACAUAAAUACUCACUCACCUGUUGGCUUUAAGUAGUGUUGCCCUUAUUCUGGCCAGUAGAGGGCAGUGUUCUCUGCUGCUUUUGAGUCGUUGCAAACUGUUCAUAAAAGGGCAUUCUCAUGAUAUAACAAUCAUGUGUGCAGUUCAGCUGUUUUAUCCAAAUCAGACACAAUGUCAGCAGAGUAGACAUGAAAACUGAACUUGCAUGAACUUGCAUUCAUGUGUCAGACAUUAUGAUUUUGCCCUUAAGCGAUUAUGUUGUACAUUAAAUUGGGGGAAAAUCCACCAUGGGAAGGAGUUCCUGUCACAUGACGUUAGACCAGUUCAGUCUACACUUGUGAACAUGAACAAAUCAGAUAUGACUGCAAACCAGGCGGCCAGAAUGUUGAGUGAAAAAUGCUGGAGCAGCUCCACUGACAGUGAAGGGGAAGGCUACACCCAGGGUGUUUUUUUUUUCUUUCUUUCUUUCUUUCUUUUUAAUGGACAUAUGGACACAUUUUCUGGUUCAUAUCUUAAAAAAAAACUCAUUUGGAUGUGAAGCACUGACCUUUGCAUGACCCCUCACUGAGUCAAAACGUAAGCAUCUCAUUCACUGCCACUGGAAAAACCCCUGAUGUCAUGACACAGGAGAGGCUUGGCUGUCAUGACGCUUUAGUGAGCUCUUUGAUCAGUUAUCCAAGAGCAUGAAAAUAAUGCAUGAAUUUCAUUUCAAGGUGGAUUUUUGCCCUGAGAUUCAGUAGUCGGGGGGGGGGGUUAUUGAAAAUGAUUGAAACAGAUGUUUAUUUUUGUUCUUUUUUUGUUCUUUUUUUUUUUUUUUUUUUUUUAGAAAAUUAUACAUAGUGUGUAAGUUAGUCAGGUAUCAAAACUAUGAUAUCAAAGAAUGUUGUAUGCAGGUGCACUUUUGGAAACAUACCAAUAAAAACCCAGGGGGACUUUUCCCCACUAUGCGAUUUAAACUCCAGACAGGUGAAACUUAACGAACGGUGUGGUGGUGCAGCAUCGCGUUCUGUUAUAUUUUCUUAGGACACACAACAAUAAUACUGAGGUAAUCGCUGUUAAUCGUGGACGAAAUUAACAUGGAUUUGAAUGCAGUGUAUGAGUCAGUCUGUUGUAGCAAACUCAACUGUUUGCCUUCUCCAUUCAUUUCGUAUUCAAUACUGCUACCAUGGCUUUGAUACAAACGCAUAUGCUUAUUUCUAUGUGAUGUAGAGCUGCAGCCUUUGGGUUUUGUUGUUAUGAAAUGUUUUAAACUGUUCAUGUUAAAUAAAUGUCACUUUUAAUGCG